Messenger RNA from Drosophila gunungcola (fruit fly), 1649 nucleotides. Its product is annotated as facilitated trehalose transporter Tret1. Gene Ontology annotation, molecular function: transmembrane transporter activity. Lineage: Eukaryota; Metazoa; Arthropoda; Insecta; Diptera; Drosophilidae. Gene Ontology annotation, biological process: transmembrane transport. The record is from RefSeq and is a predicted model, not a curated record. Gene Ontology annotation, cellular component: membrane. The coding region runs from base 150 to 1514 and encodes 454 amino acids. The transcript is spliced from 8 exons.
UUUGUAAUAAUAAGUUUUGGUGUAUAUAUCUACUUUGUCUUAACAAUCAAGCUAAACAAUAAAUUCUACGAUGAUCAAGAUUGUUCCUAACUUAAGGGUCCAGCAGCCCCUUUGGCUUUAUGUGUUAUCUACAGUAUACGUAGAAUAGAAUGACUCUUGGUAUCUGUGGCAAACGCACACGCUGGCAGUUGAUUUCCACCUUGGCAUGCUGCAUUAUGUCGUUAACUCAUGGAAUAUCCCUGGGAUGGUUCUCGCCCACUCUGCCCAUCCUCGAAUCGGACCAGAGUCCAAUUGGCGACCCAGUUCAAAUACACGAGGUGAUGUGGAUCGGUUCCAUGCUUGCAGUUGGCUCAAUUCUUAGCAAUAUGAUUAUUUGGUUUCCGAUUGGAUUUUUUGGAAUAAAGAAGUGCAUGUAUUUCUUGGCCUUGCCCAAUAUGGUAAACUGGAUCCUAAUCUACGUAGCAAACAACUCGGCUUAUCUAUAUAUCGCUCGUGUUCUUUUGGGAGCAUCUGGUGGCAGUCUUGUCGUUUGCUUUCCCAUUUUCAUUGCGGAAAUUGCUGAUAAAAGCGUUCGUGGAACUUUAACGUCGUUCUUCAUGCUGACUCUUUGCGGCGGCAUAACAGUAGGAUUUUUGUUGGUUGUCCACACCUCCUAUCAUGUGCUGCCCUGCAUCGUCAUUGUCCUGCCCAUUCUCUAUGUGAUCCUCAUCAUUCCACUUCCCGAGCCUCCACAAGAUCUGCUGCGACGGGGCCACGACGAAAAGGCCGAGAAGUCGUACUACUUCUACAGGAACUUGACGAGCGACCCGACUAAGCAGAACGAAAACAAAGCGGAGUUUGACAGUUAUCGGGAAAGAGUUUUCAUCGGGGGCGUUAAGGAAAACAUUACUCGCCAGGAUUUCUUCAACAAGCAGUCGGUGAAGACGUUUGGGCUGAUCGUUGUGCUGCUGGUUUGCAACCAGAUGUCGGGCAGCUUUGCCAUCUUCAACUAUGCGUCGACCAUCUUCACCCAGCUCGGCAGCCGGAUGGAGCCGAACAUGUGUGGCAUUGUGAUGGGCCUGGUGCAGCUGGGUGGCCUCUUAACCGCCGUGCUCCUGGUGGACCGAGUGGGUCGCCGGUGGCUCCUGAUCCCGUCGCUGGCCGGAAUGGGUCUGAGUGAGCUGGGCGUGGGCCUGCUGAAGUCCUUUGCCUCGCCGCAUUUUCUCCACCACAAUGGCUGGAUCGGACUGACCCUGAUGUGCUUGGUGGCCUACUCGUCGUCCACGGGAAUAAUCGCCCUGACCUUCGUCAUCAUCGUUGAGCUGCUGCCAGCCAAGAUACGCGCCACUGGCACCUCCAUCAGCAUGUGCGGACUCAGUUGCUCGGUAUUCGCGGCGCUCAUGACCUAUCCCGUCAUGAUCGACAGGUACGGAAUUGAUGCCACAAUGUACAUGGCGGCGGCUUUCUGCCUUUUGGGAGUAGUAGUGAUGGGCCUAUUCUUGCCUGAGACCAAGGGAAGGAGUAUGACUAACUAAUUGGGAUGUAUAAUACGUAUCUCUACGUGAUUUCCACUACAAAAACGUUCGCCAUCCAAAGUUAAAGCUCUCAGUAGGCACACGACUGCCCAGCGGUUAGUUCCUAAUCCAAAAGCGGAUCACUUUUGGAAGUCC